Messenger RNA from Capsicum annuum, 2897 nucleotides. RefSeq lists its product as uncharacterized. Gene Ontology annotation, biological process: regulation of transcription by RNA polymerase II. Lineage: Eukaryota; Viridiplantae; Streptophyta; Magnoliopsida; Solanales; Solanaceae. The coding region runs from base 1027 to 2274 and encodes 415 amino acids. The record is from RefSeq and is a predicted model, not a curated record. Gene Ontology annotation, molecular function: transcription coactivator activity. Gene Ontology annotation, cellular component: SAGA complex. The transcript is spliced from 2 exons.
UUGACUUACUUUUGGAUCAGACCAAAUUACUUUGUUCAUCAUCUUUAGAAUAGAAUUUUCCAUUCCUAUGUAGGUACUAGCAAUUAGUAAAGGACUGCUUGACUGGUGUAAACAUCUAUACAAGUGCUCAACUAAAUCCUCUAAGCAGUUUAUAGAAUUUUCUCUUUAGAAGAAUCUUUCUUUUUUCUUACAAAAUAUGUACAAACUUUGAGCAAAUAUUUCCUCUUACCUAACUUUACCCACGCGCAGUUAGUACUACCAAUCCCACGUCUCUACAAAUACUCAAUCAGCAAUCACGUGCCACAACACGAGAAAUAUAGAGCGUGACAAUAUGUUCUUGCACGCGAGUGAGUAAGAAAGGAGAGAAAAAAUGUUUAAGAAAAGCACAAGAACAAAGAAAGUUCGAUUCAGGAAAGAAGAGAAAGACAGAGAAAGAGGGGAAGGUAGGUAUUGUCAAUUCUUGAUUCAGAAUUGUGAUUUUCUGGAGAAGAAUAUAUUGAAAUGCAGAGCGAUGGAAGAGAAAGCUACAUGAGUAUCAAGAAACAAGUUUGCUCUGGAAUUCUUGGAAGUUUCAACUUAUUGAAUUGGGAAUAAAGUUGUGGCUUUACUUGGAAUUACAGCGAGGUGUUCUUGCUGGAAAUGGAGAGUUUUUAUUAAGUAACAAUAGUUUUGAUGGUAUUUUAGGCAUGGAGUCUUAUUAGGGACUUGGGAUUUAUACUUUCUCGAGAUUGGGUUUUGGAGGGAGAUUUAGUUGAGAAUUUGGAUUUCUGUUGGAGACCUCACUCAGCCCUUUUAAAUCUAAUACUGUUACAAGUUGGGAUUUUGGAGAUUGGAUUUGAUUUGGCAACGCAAAUAUUACUAUUACAGGAAUUCAAUGUAGUUUCCAAGUAAGCUUUUUGGAGUUGGGAGGAAUAAACCCUAAUUUUAGUUGUGGAAUUGGGUUCUGGUCCUGACAUUCUCUGUUUUCAACCAGUAGGAACUAUAUAGUCUUUGCUUCUUUUGUAUGGGAUUUAUGUUCUGACAGAUAUGCAACCUCCACAUCAGCAUUCACGGAUCAAUCUUGCCGAAUUGAAAGCUCAAAUAGUGAGGAAACUCGGACCAGAUGGGUCGAAACAGUACUUCUAUUACUUAAAUAGGUUGCUAAGCUUGAAAAUAAGAAAGGGUGAGUUCAGUAAGAUUUGUCUUAGGAUCUUCGGGAGAGAUAACAUUGCACUGCACAAUCAGUUUAUCUGUUCUAUUUUGAAAAAUGCAUGUAAUGCAAAAGUUCCACCAUCAAGAGAUAAUAAGUUUUUGAAGCCUAAUAUAGUGCUUGGUAGUAAUGAGGCUUCAAAUGACUCUUAUGAGCAAAAUGGAUCACGCGUUUCCUUGAGACACUCUUCAAAUCAACCCGGUUUGUCAAAUGGGAACAUUCUGCCAUCAUCUCCACGAAAGGCCAGAACAGGCUUGCAUGGUCAUAGAGCUGGGGAUCUCCACAGUGCGCUUGGACCAAAUGAAAAAAGUAAUUUUACUUUUCAACAAUCAACGACAGAAUCGAGUGAUUUUGAUGUUACUAAGAAAAAUGGUGACUUGAAUCCCCUUGAUGGUUUGAUGGCUGUACAUCACAAUCCAGGACUCACACAACGAUCAGAGGAGGGAAGGGAGGCAUCAAGCCAAGAAGCAGCCAAACUUACUUUAACAAAGAGACCUGUUGAAGGUCCAGUUUCUGUACAUAACAAACAACAGGCUAGAGGUGAUGGGAAAGAGAUGCAUUCUAGGAGACAACUACAAGCUCCGUUUGGAGUUCCAUUCUACUCUGUUAGUGUAGGUGGAUCACAUAGAGUAUUAUCUUUGGCAACAGUUAGUAAAUGUAUUAGCUCUUCUCGUUUUGGUGCUUUAUUGGACACCAUGACAUUGAGGGAACGCAUGGAGCAGAUUGCUGCAGAACAGGGCCUCGAAGGGGUGGCAAAUGAUUGUGUCAAUCUUGUGAACAAUGGUUUAGAUUCUUACUUAAAAGGUUUAAUCAGAUCUUGUGUUCGACUUUUGGGUGCAAGGUGUGGGCAUGAGCCCGCUCAUAUCAGCAAAACGAAGCAGCCGACCUAUACGAAGUCUGUCAAUGGUCUCAGACCAGGCCAUCAUUUUCAGGUGAGUAGCGAUAGAUCUUCAGAAGUCAUGCAAGAACAGGUUCCGCACAGCCUUAUAUCACUGCAAGAUUUUAGAGUUGCGAUGGAGCUAAACCCACAGCAACUUGGCAAAGAUUGGCCAUUGCUCUUGGAGAAAGGAUGUGCUCGUAUCUGACGAAUAAAGCAUGUAUAGGGACUUUGUUGUCUUCCACUUGUGCUUGUAUUGGUCCCUGCUGAAUCAGAGGGUACCCGCCUUUCAAGGGUCUUUGUGCUGCCUGUGUUGUUAGUUCUCUUAUGGUCCUUUAACCAUUCAAUAACCGUUUAAGAUUGGAAUUUUCUCUUUGAAGAUGAUAGCAUAUUUAUUUCACCUGCUGCAGGGCUUAACCUUGGCCAGAAAACCCCCAUUUAUUUGCAACCACUGAAAGGGACUUGAAAAAGAGAAUCCCUGUUGGUUGCCCUGUUGUAUCAUUAGCAUAAUUACGUUUAAAUAUUUUCUGCAUUCGCAUGUAAUUUAUAGUCAAUGAGCCAAUUUAGAACAGUUUUGGAGGAAUAAUUGUAGCGUAGUGCUUCUGCAGAAAGAUGAAACUGAAUGAUGCAAGAGUUCAGUGAUGCAAGAGUUCAUGUGUAUUAAUGACAUGUUAAACAGAUUUUCACCAGUGGCUUAAUCAGCUCACAAUUUCCUUUCUUUUAAAUCACAGCUUGUAUGGUUGCUGUCCAAGUUUUGUUUUCUUACAUUGUUAAUGUUUACCCGAGCAACCACAUUAAUGCAGCUUAUUUCUCCUUUUUCUUGAUGCUCAA